This is a messenger RNA of Gopherus flavomarginatus (Mexican gopher tortoise), 2070 nucleotides long. RefSeq names its product hedgehog acyltransferase like (gene HHATL). Gene Ontology annotation, molecular function: acyltransferase activity. The record is from RefSeq and is a predicted model, not a curated record. The transcript is spliced from 12 exons. Bases 409 to 1920 code for a protein of 503 amino acids. Gene Ontology annotation, cellular component: endoplasmic reticulum. Gene Ontology annotation, biological process: negative regulation of N-terminal protein palmitoylation. NCBI's taxonomy places the organism in Eukaryota, Metazoa, Chordata, Testudines, Testudinidae.
ACCCCCAUCCCUCCAUCCUCCCCACUUGCCCUGAAUUAACUUUUGCUGCUGCUGUUUGACAGGCAGCUUCUGAACCAGCCCCCCUCUGUAGUGCUGAUCUAAAAUAAAACUAUCUCCAGCCUGCCGCGCUCUACUCCCAGCUCAACUCACUCCAGAGAUCCACCCCAGGGGGGACUGGCAGCCAAGAACCCAAAGAGCCACCGGAUGGACAGACAGAUGCCUUAGCGGAAGGACAACUUACUAUUUCUUCCUUCCCACCCAACUUAACAGUGCUGGGAUCCAGAUUUCCAAAGGAAUCAUCCGUCCCCCUGUUUUGCCUCACUUCUGAGCUCCGGGCUGGUGCUGCAUUGUGCCAACUGCUUGUCAAGAUCUGGAGACCCUUGGCUGUUGGGGUGGUAACCCGCCAACAUGGGUAUUAAAGCAAUGUUACCGAGUUAUGAGCUGGGUUUCUACGCUCUGAUCCUGACUUGUGCGGUGGUGUACAGUGGAAACGGGAUCUUUGAGGCAUCGAGAGAUAAUGUGAACAGAAAAGCCUUUUGGCAGGGCAUAAAGCCAGGCUGGCAUUACUUCGGCAGGAAAAUGGACGCAGCUGACUUUGAGUGGGCGAUGUGGUUCACCUCAUUCAGGAACAUCAUCAUCUUUGCCCUUUCAGGGCACAUUCUGUUCGCCAAGAUCUGCUCCAUGGUGGCUCCUCAGCACAGAUCUGUGGUUUACAUGCUCUAUGGGAUGUUGGCUGUGCUGGGCACCAUGGGACGUGCCUACCUGAUGAUUGUCCUCUCUCACUGCAUUGUGCUCUACAGCGUGGCACUGGCUAAGCAGAGGUGGUUGUGCUUUGCGGCCGGGCUUUGCAGCCUGGCCUCUUUCAGGCUGGAACCUUUCAGCACGUGGCAGAAUGGUUUUGUAACAAGAACUUUUGAUCUUCAAGAUGUUCUGUUUUAUGGAGGAAGUGGCUUUACCAUCGUGCGUUGCAUGAGCUUUGCGCUGGAGAACUCUGAGAGGAAGGAAGGGGUUUACUCCAUCGUUGACCUGCUGAAAUAUAAUUUCUACCUCCCGUUUUUUUUCUUCGGACCCAUCAUGACCUUUGAUCGAUUCUACUCUCAGGUAAGCACCAGCGAGCUGAGACGCAAAGACAAUGAGAUGUGGAACAUUCGCGUCCAGGCUUUUCUCCACCUGGGGGCAAUCGUCGCGGUGGACGUGUUUUUCCACUUCUUCUACAUCUUGACCCUUCCUGUGGACGUGAAGUUCGUGAGUCGGCUCUCAGACUGGGCUUUAGCUGGCCUGGCCUACUCUAACUUGGUGUAUGACUGGGUGAAAGCUGCGGUGAUGUUUGGAGUUAUCAACACCAUUGCUAGGUUGGAUCACUUGGACCCGCCGCAGCCCCCAAAAUGCAUCACCAUGCUCUACGUCUUUGCAGAAACGCACUUUGACAGAGGGAUUAAUGACUGGCUAUGCAAGUAUGUGUACGAUCACCUUGGGGAGAACCACAACAAUGUUGUGAAGGAGCUUCGGGCUACCAUCUGCACCUUUGCUGUCACCACCCUGUGGCUGGGCCCCUGCGAGAUCGUUUACAUCUGGUCUGUCUGCAACUGCUUUGGACUGAACUUCGAGCUCUGGGUGCAGAAGUUUUUCCAGAUGGAGCCCUUUGGCAGCAUGGAGGCCAACAUGUCAGAGCCGAUGUCUCGGCGGAUUAGAGGGAUCUUCGGGGCUGCAAACUUCUGGGCUAUUGUCCUCUACAAUGUCCUUGCCCUCAACAGCCUGGACUUCACGCUGCUGGUUGCCAAGAGAAUCCUUCUGACAGGUUUCCCAUUGAGCACCUUGUCCAUCUGGUUCAUCACCUAUUGCGGAGUGCAGCUGAUCAAGGAGAGGGAGCGCCUCCUGGCAAUAGAAGAAGAGAAACGAGACAAAGAAAAGGCAGCAUAGAGAUGAGAAGAAGAUUGGCCCAGACAGCUCAGCGGCAGCAUCACUUCCUCCCGGCCAUCCAGGCCUAGACCCCUGAAAUGGGGCUAUCAGCAUUCUUUGCAGUCAAACUACUGUAUCUCACCCAUGUACAAACCACCUGUAAUAAAAAUC